UUCCGCCAGCCCCUUUCAUGAAGCGCUUACUCUCAGCCUUCUGUCAUAUGCGCUACGUGCCUCAUCGCAGAGAAUCCUCCAGAGUAGCUCUGCGGGGCAGAAAUUACCAUCGCCACUUAACAGAAAGGGUAAGGGAAGCCCAGAGAGGGCAAGUAUCUGACUCAAGCUCACACAGCGACAACAGUGGAGGGGCUGGGAUUCAAACCCAGGUUUUUCUGAUCUCAAAAGUCUGUGUUCUUGACCGCCAGGCUGAACUGCCCUAAAAUGGAGUGGCUUUGGUGCUUCUGGUCUAGUUCCAGGAGUUCACAGGAACAGCUGGCCCCCGAGAGGGAGGUGCGGGCAUGGAGGCUGGCUCGACUCACCAAACAUUUCCAGUGCGGGUCAGGUCCAGCGCCAGUCGCCGGGACAACGGCAAUCCAGGGGUGGAGACAGAUGCAUACACGGCAGGCCGGAAAGGCAGUGCGAUUUGAGAAAAGAUGAACGCGUUGGCCAAGUACUGACCUCCCUGGCAGAAGGGGUGACCAACUUUCCCAGGGCGGAGGCUGCUUGCUCUCCUUGGCUUGUGGCCACACACUGAGACGUCUGCUUCCUUCCUCGCCCAGCUCUGAUUCCCUGCCUUCCUCCUCUGAAAUGCUUGGAUUACUCUAGGUCCACCUGGGUAAUCCUGGAUAAUCUCCCCAUCUCACGAGUCACAGGAGCAGCGAACCUACCAGAGACGAUGAACGCCUUGCCCAAGGCCACACGGCUGAAAUGGAGCUCUCAUUCCGUUUGUAUCUAGGGAAUAAAAGAGACGGUCGUUUCCAAGUGUCAAUCUCACCGAACUAACAGUCGAGGAUCGUAGGGAGAGGAAGGAGAGGUUCUACGGAUGGUCAGAUGGAAUUCGGCUCAAGAAGACAAUUGGACAAGUGUGAUUGGUGUAUUUAUCAUAGUCAACACGUUGGAAAUGACCUGACCAAUCACCAAGAAAGUAUUGAUGAAAGGAGCCAGUGCAUCAAUUGAUCGAAACAAUGAACAGCUAUUGAAACAGGGUGAGGACACCGAGGCUCAGAGAGGGCAAGCCACUGGCUCAGGGCUGCAGAGACGGUGUUCCUAGCUGUGCCCUGGGACCGAUUGGCCAAGGACCCCACUGGAGAGCUUUGGACACCCUAACAGUGAACGAGAAUGGGGGACAAGGAUUACAACACCUCCUUCUCCUACGACGAGGAGUACUCGGAUGAUUUUGAACCCAUCGUGGUUUUGGAGGAGUCUUCUCCCCUGGAAGGCAAGGUGACCAGGAUCUUCCUGGUGGCGGUCUACAGCGUUGUCUGCUUCCUCGGGAUCCUGGGCAACGGGCUGGUGAUCGUCAUCGCCACCUUCAAGAUGAAGAAGACGGUGAACACCGUCUGGUUCCUCAACCUGGCCGUGGCGGACUUCCUGUUCAACGUCUUCCUCCCGAUCCACAUUGCCUACACCGCCAUGGACUACCACUGGGUCUUCGGGACGGCCAUGUGCAAGAUCAGCAACUUCCUGCUCAUCCACAACAUGUACACCAGCGUCUUCCUGCUGACCGUCAUCAGCUUCGACCGCUGCAUCUCCGUGCUCCUUCCCGUCUGGUCCCAGAACCACCGCGGCGUGAGGCUGGCCUGCGUGGCCUGCGUGGUUAUCUGGGUCCUGGCUUUCUUCCUGAGCUCUCCGUCCCUCGUCUUCCGGGACACGGCCCACGUGCAUGGGAAAACGUCCUGCUUUAACAACUUCAGCCUGUCCGCGGCCGGCUCCGCCCCGUGGCUCGCUCGCUCCGGGCUGGACCCCGCGGGCCGCAGCCGCCACACGGUGGUGACGGUCACCCGCUUCCUCUGUGGCUUCCUGGUCCCCGUGCUCAUCAUCACGGCCUGCUACUUCACCAUCGUCUGCAAGCUUCGACGCAACCGCCUGGCCAAGACCAAGAAACCCUUCAAGAUCAUCGUGACCAUCAUCACCACCUUCUUCCUCUGCUGGUGCCCCUACCACACCCUCUACCUGCUGGAGCUCCGCCACGCCACCGUGCCGGGCUCCGUCUUCAGCCUGGGUUUGCCCCUGGCCACCGCCAUUGCCAUUGCCAACAGCUGCAUGAACCCCAUCCUGUACGUCUUCGUGGGCCAGGACUUCAAGAAGUUCAAGGUGGCCCUCUUCUCCCGCCUGGUUAACGCGCUGAGCGAGGACACGGGCCACUCCUCCUACCCCAGCCACAGGAGCUUUACCAAGAUGUCAUCCAUCAACGAGAAGGAGACCAGCAUGCUCUGAGCCUCAUCCGGGAACCCCCGGUGGACAGCCACUCCGGCCUCGGAGGCCCAGAGCUGUGCCUUCCAAAGACCACCGCAGAAACCCCCUUCGGCACCCACCAACGCCUGCUAGAGUUUACACGGGGCUGACCAGUGCUUUGAGCUGGGAGUCCAGGGCUUGGAACUCCGUCCUUUGAGGGGCGUGGCUGACUGUCCUCCGAGGGGCGUGGCUGACCAGGCAGGCCCGGGACCGGCAUCCCAUGCUUCUUGGGAGACCUGCCUUGGCUGACCCAAAGCAAAAAAGGGAGCAUUCUUAAAAGCGCUGCCAUGAACCGGGAUCAGCAUAAGACAGAGGGAUUAAGCUACCUAUUCCGUGCUCCCCUGGAAUCACAAACACGCCACGGGGCGUAUUCCUGGGCUGAGCAGCAGAGGUCAGGGCCAACCCAGUGUGAUGCAAAUCGCCGCCUCGCCCCACAUGCCUGUGUCACUGGCCAGCCAGAAAUCCUGCCGCCCGCCCGCAUCAUUCCUCCGGGUGAGGGCAAGUGGAGACGCACAGGUUACCUGGGAGAGGAAGGUGACACAGGCACUCGCGAACUGCCAGGACCCCGCACUUGGCUUUCAGAUCAGGUGGGAAGACAGAGAACAGGUCCUGAGGAGCCCUGUGGGCUCUGUGAGGGCAGGACAUGUGGGGCCUGGGGGAAGGGGUGGAGAGAGUGGUGACCGUGCUCUGAAGAUGCGGGCUGUGGGGACGGCAGGCGCGGAGCCCCUCCUGGCGCGGCCAUGCUGUCUUUUCUCACCUGGGACUGACGCCUCCCUGUGCCACAGUGUCGUUGUCCCAUUUACAGAUGCCAAAGCUGAGGCUCAGGGAGGGUGGGGAGUAACUCGCCCACUGACACACAGCCGGCAAGAGGCAGAGGUAAGAUGUGAAGCCAGCUCUGUCUGGCUCCAGAAGCUCUGUCUUGUUGUUGUUUGUUUUCAAUGGCUAAUGUAUCUAUUGAGAAUAUUCUAGACUAUAACGGUAGCCUACAUUUAUUUAGUGCUCCCUAUGCUAAACUUAUUCCUCCCAGCAGCCUUGACUUCCCAGUUAUCACUUCCCUUUUGCAUAUGAGGUAUCUGAAGCUCAGAGAGGUUAAGUAACUUCCCUGAGGGCGUCCAGCUGGUCCCUGCCAGAGCCAGCAUCGGAAACUAGGUCUAUCUGACUCAAAUAAGGCCGCAGGAUCAGGCUUUUGAGAGAGGCUUGGGGUUUUGACCACAAAUAUUGAUUCUUCAGCAGAUUAAUCUAAACAUUUCCUUGGCCUAUACACCAGCUUUGCAAAUAGUUUUUGAAAACGACCCAACAUGGCAGAGAAAAUACUCUUGGCCUCCAGUUCCCUCGACAUCCAUCCACACGCGCCCGCCGUGGUUCCCAGCUCCUGCGCCCCCUGAGACCUCCGGGAAGGCAGUGGGGAGAGAGAGGAUGGGCAGGAGGUAGUCGGCGGCGGGCCGGGGGCCCUUGGCCUCCCAGUGUCCCCGCUCUCUUCCAAACGCCAUCAUCGUGAAGCCAAUCCUCCGACAAGAUGCAGUGAACAGAUGUAAUGUCUACACGGCGUUGGGCGAGUUCCCGAGGCCCCGGGCUGUUUGGAAAUCACACCUCAUUAAGAGACAGACUGUUCCUUCCCUUCUUGGGUCAUUGUGCUUAUGAUGAGGCCAGCUCUGAAGUGACCCUAAGCCAGGGCGCCCAAUGGCUUCAAGAAAUCUGAACUUGGACCGGCUGGGAGCAAACACAGGGAACGUUAAAUAUUGCCCCGUGCCCCUCGUCAUCCCCCAGCCCCCCGCCCCAACUUCACAAGUGAAGCAACGAGAUGGCGUGGGACGGCUUCCAGACCCCAGAGACGGUCACCAGCCACGCAGGCUCCGACCCCCAGGUGAUACUUGUUCAGGCGGGUCCCUCACUCCUCCUGGGCCGCGCGACAAGCCAGGAAACCAGCUGGAUGAGCCAGCUGUUUUCCUCCUUAGGGUUAGUCCUCUUUCUGGCUGCCCCACCAGUUGUUCCCCAUUAAAAACUUAAAUGCAA
This is a messenger RNA of Felis catus (domestic cat), 4290 nucleotides long. It is a transcript of the gene CMKLR1, whose product is annotated as chemerin chemokine-like receptor 1. Gene Ontology annotation, biological process: chemotaxis; positive regulation of cytosolic calcium ion concentration; inflammatory response. The transcript has 7 exons. Gene Ontology annotation, cellular component: plasma membrane. Gene Ontology annotation, molecular function: complement receptor activity; G protein-coupled receptor activity. Bases 1162 to 2259 code for a protein of 365 amino acids. NCBI's taxonomy places the organism in Eukaryota, Metazoa, Chordata, Mammalia, Carnivora, Felidae. The record is from RefSeq and is a predicted model, not a curated record.